This is a messenger RNA of Lycium barbarum (goji berry), 531 nucleotides long. RefSeq lists its product as uncharacterized. NCBI's taxonomy places the organism in Eukaryota, Viridiplantae, Streptophyta, Magnoliopsida, Solanales, Solanaceae. The record is from RefSeq and is a predicted model, not a curated record. The transcript is spliced from 3 exons. The coding region runs from base 1 to 531 and encodes 176 amino acids.
AUGAGGAGGAGCAGAAGGAGCAGAAGAAGAAGGAGAAGCAGAAGCAAAAGGAGGAGGAGAAGGAGAAGGAGUAGCAGAAGGAGGAAAAAGAGGAGGAAAAUAGGGAAAAUUAGGAGAAAGGAGGAGGAGGAGGAGAUGGAAAAGCGAACGAAGAAGAAGCAGAAGAAGCAGAAGAAGGAGGAAGAGGAGAAGGAAGAUGAGAAGGAGAAGAAGAAGCAGAAGGAGGAGCAGAAGGAGGAAAAGGGGGAAAAUGAGGAGAAAGGAGGAGGAGGAGGAGGAGGAGGAGGAGAAGGAAAAGUGGUGGCCCGUGAGGGAAGGAGGAAGGAGGGAAAACGAGUGGCGGUUAGACCGACUAUGUUGUAUGGGGUGGAGCAUUGGGCUCAUGUCCAGAAGAUGAAAGUAGUAGAAAUGAGGAUACUGAGAUGGAUGUAUAGGCAUACCAUCAGGGAUAAGAUUAGGAACAAAGAUAUUCGGGACAAGGUGGGAGUGGCCCCUGUGGUGGACAAUAUUCAGGAAGGGAGGUGGAGAUGA